Messenger RNA from Apis dorsata (giant honeybee), 1393 nucleotides. It is a transcript of the gene M6, whose product is annotated as neuronal membrane glycoprotein M6-a. The record is from RefSeq and is a predicted model, not a curated record. Gene Ontology annotation, cellular component: plasma membrane. Bases 141 to 1049 code for a protein of 302 amino acids. The transcript has 5 exons. Gene Ontology annotation, biological process: neuron projection development. NCBI's taxonomy places the organism in Eukaryota, Metazoa, Arthropoda, Insecta, Hymenoptera, Apidae.
AUGAUUCAAUACACCGGAUAAUCACAUAAGAUACACAUCGUAAUCUUAUCUAUCAUAUAUAAGAUUACUCAUUCAUCGUUUCAAUCAUAGUUUUACGGCAGACUUAAAAUGAAUGUCGAAUAUUAAAUUCUUAAUUAAAUAUGAGAAAUCAACAAGACAUAGGUGAUAUAUUACCAUUACGUAGACGGUUUGAAAGUAAUAUUAGUGUUGAUAGAUUUUCCGAAAAAAGUCUUCACGGGCUUUAUUUUGAUAAUCGAUCAUGUAGAAGUAUAUGUAAUGAUUGUAUGGCUAGAGUACCAUAUGCAACUCUUAUUGCAACAAUAAUGUGUUGUUUAGGAGUAGGUAUAUUUUGUGGCACAAUGUAUAGAGGUGUGACAUUAGGUUCUUUAAUGAUGGAUCAGGUAUUUCAUUUACGACUUGGAUGGUUAGAAGCUAUUCAAUUGAUUUUUGCAACAAUUGGUGCUAGUAUGGCAGCUUUAGGCUUUAUGAUAUUAUGCGUUGGUUGUCUUGCAACUGGAGCUACAAGACAUAAAGUAUAUAGAGCUUGGAGAUCUAGAGUUGGUGGACGUAUUUCUUGUGCUGUUUUCAUGACAAUUACUUAUAUAUUACAACUAGGUUGGCUUUUAAUAUUUGCAUUCUUAGUUAUAAUUGCUUGGAUUUUCACUAUAUUCUGGGGUUUAUGCACCAAUCCUCGUGUCCAAUCACUUGAUCAAUGUAUUGAUUUUACUCAAUUUAGUUUUAUAUUCCCAAGUAAUACAAGAAUAGAGGAUAUGAAAGUAUGUGGACCACAAGAAGUGAAACUAUUUUGUAAAGAUUUUGUUGAAAAAGCAGUGGUUAUGUUUGUUUUGGCAACAAUAGCUGCUAUGUUGGUUGUAUUAAGUCUCAUACAUUAUUUGAUGUGUUUAUCUGCUAAUUAUGCACAUAUUAGAGAUCAUGAAAAGUUUCAAGAAUUACAAGAACUUCAGUACCUGCAAGAUCCAGGGGAUCCAGACUCUCCUCAACCUGGUAUGGGAACUUUGAGUUCGCAUCGUGCUAAGGAUAGAUUUUAGGAUACGGCCCGCGAGAUCUUCGCGAUGAAUCCUUUAUAAAACAUUGAAAAUAUCUAUAAAAAUUGACUAUUUAAUCUUAUUCUUCUCUACGUACCUAUACUCAGUAUUCUACUAAUUAAUUAAUAUGAUAGUAGUUUACUGAUCGAGGAUCUUGCGGGAACACUUUAUGCCGUCCAUUUUCUGCGACUGUCUUUAGCAUUUAUUUUUUUUAAAGUUAUGAAUUUAUUAAAUGACUAAAACAAAAUAUUUCAUCUUUUGUAACAUUAAUUCUUUUGAUUAUUUGUUGAACUUCUAGCAUUAGCGUAUAAUUAUAUAAAAACUAUAUAAAAACAUUUCAUUCCUCA